Messenger RNA from Gekko japonicus, 853 nucleotides. RefSeq names its product BARX homeobox 1 (gene BARX1). The record is from RefSeq and is a predicted model, not a curated record. Gene Ontology annotation, biological process: regulation of transcription by RNA polymerase II. Gene Ontology annotation, cellular component: nucleus. NCBI's taxonomy places the organism in Eukaryota, Metazoa, Chordata, Lepidosauria, Squamata, Gekkonidae. Gene Ontology annotation, molecular function: RNA polymerase II transcription regulatory region sequence-specific DNA binding; DNA-binding transcription factor activity, RNA polymerase II-specific. The transcript has 4 exons. The coding region runs from base 1 to 747 and encodes 248 amino acids.
AUGCAGCACCCGCUGGAGCUGGGCGGCCCGGCCCACUACUUCCCGGCCGAAGCCUUCGUCGACCACCGCUCGCACCGCUACCGGAGCUUUAUGAUCGAGGAGAUUCUGACCGAGCACCCGGACGCCAAAGGCGCCGCGCCCGCCGGGGAGCUGCUCAAGUUCGGCGUCAAGGCGCUCCUCUCCGCGCGGCCCUACCACAACCCCCUCGCCGUGCUGAAGGCGGAGCAGGCGGCCGUCUUCAAGUUCCCGCUGGCUCCGCUGGGCUGCUCGGGCUUGAGCUCGGCGCUGCUGGCCGCCGGCUCCGGGCUCCAAGGCGCCUCUGGGCCCCCUCACCUGCCCCUGGAGCUGCACCUCCGCGGGAAGCUGGAGCCGGGAAUCCCCGAAGCCGGCGGCAAAGCCAAGAAAGGCCGUCGGAGCCGCACCGUCUUCACCGAGCUGCAGCUGAUGGGCCUGGAGAAACGCUUCGAGAAGCAGAAAUACCUCUCCACGCCGGACAGAAUAGACCUGGCGGAGUCCCUGGGACUGAGUCAACUGCAGGUGAAAACCUGGUACCAAAAUAGACGAAUGAAGUGGAAGAAAAUAGUCCUGCAAGGCGGAGGACUCGAGUCUCCCACCAAGCCCAAAGGCCGCCCGAAGAAGAACUCGAUCCCCACCAGCGAGCAGCUGACGGAGCAAGAGCGAGCCAAGGAAGCGGACAAACAAGCGGAAAGCCUCGGUUCCCCCAGCCAGGUCACCCAGGAGGAAUAGCCAAGGCCCGGGGGGCCUCGAGGCGUUGUGCUCUCGAACACAAGGAUUUACGGUACUCCCCAGGCGCCUUUUCUGUGCCGGAGGCUGGAUUGGGAAGGCAAUAAGA